Messenger RNA from Miscanthus lutarioriparius, 1329 nucleotides. The record is from the annotation of a GenBank genome assembly. NCBI's taxonomy places the organism in Eukaryota, Viridiplantae, Streptophyta, Magnoliopsida, Poales, Poaceae.
AUGCCGUUUCAGGGCCACACCAACCCGAUGCUGCAGCUGGGCGACGUGCUCCACGCGCGGGGCCUCGCCAUCACCGUGCUCCACGCGACGUGUCUGAGCGCGCCGGACCCCGAGCGGCACCCGGAGUUCCAGUUCGUGCCCGUGCCCGACGGCGUUCCUGACCACGUCGCCGCGUCCGGGGACGUCCUCGGCAUCAUACACGCCAUGAACGCCGCCAUGGAGGCGGACGAGUCGGCGGUUCUCCGCGACGUCCUCGCGACGGUGCUCGGGGACGAGAGGCAGCCGCCGGCCGUGUGCAUCAUCUUCGACGCUAACCUCCUCGCUGUGCCAAAGGCUGCCGAGGCACUCGGGCUCCCGACGCUGGUGCUGACCACCGGGAGCGCCGCCUGCUUCCGUUGCCUAGUUGCCUAUCCCAUGCUUCAUGAAAAAGGCUAUCUGCCUCACCAAGAGACGAAACUCGAUAUGCCGGUGAAGGAGCUGCCACCGCUGCGGGUAAGGGACCUCUUCUAUACACCCCCGAGCCACCAAGAAGUAAUGAAAAGAACACUUGCUCGAGUCGUUGAAGCAGUGAAGAAGUCCUCUGGUCUACUGAUGGAUACGUUUGAUGCUCUCGAAAUAGCCGAGGUACAGAGGAUCCGUGAAGAGCUCAACAUACCUCUUGUACUCGCAGCUGGUCCUGUCAACAAGCUAUCCUCUAAGAGCAUAGGGAGUAGUUUGUUGGACCAAGACUUCAGUUGCAUUGAGUGGCUCGACCAGCAUCACCCAGAAUCGGUGUUGUAUGUGAGCUAUGGAAGCCUGGCUUCCCUGGACUCCAAUGAGUUCUUGGAGGUGGCUUGGGGUUUGGCCAACAGUGGCCAUCCUUUUCUAUGGGUGGUUCGGCCAGACUUGGUACGGGGUAUGGAUUGUCCAGAUUUUCCAAAUGGCUUUGAGGCUGCAGUUCAUAGCAGGGGCAAGGUGAUUCGAUGGGCGCCGCAGCAGGAGGUGCUGGCGCACCCUGCGGUCGGUGGAUUUUGGACUCACAACGGAUGGAACUCAACGUUGGAGAGUAUCUGUGAGGGUGUUCCAAUGAUGUGCAGGCCUCAAUUUGCAGAUCAGACGACGAACACGAGGUAUGUGGUGAACACAUGGGGUGUAGGGUUGGAGCUAGAUGGUGAGCUUGAAAGAGGAAACAUAGAGAAGGCCAUUAGGAAGCUCAUGAAGGAAAGGGAGGGAGGGGAGAUGAGGGGAAGAGCUAAGGAGCUUAAGAAGAAAGUGGGAGAAUGUUUGAAAGAUGGUGGGACUGCUCAGAUCGCCAUUGACAAGUUGGUGAACUACAUACUUUCUAUGUGA